GUAUAAUAUAUCCAACUGAUAUAGCAACAGGUAUUCAGUAAAGAUCACUUCCGGUCAGGGAUAGUGGAUCAGGGGCGGACUGACAACUCAUGCGGCCCCUGGGCAAUAGGGGAUCAUGGGGCCCCUGUGUCCUUGCCCAAACUCAAAAAAGCCUAUGAAAAAAGGUACCAGGGACAUCUCAUGGGGCCCCCCUACUGACCCGGGCCCUUGGGCUGUGCCCGAGUUUCCAAAUGGUCAGUCCGCCCCU
Messenger RNA from Staurois parvus, 247 nucleotides. NCBI's taxonomy places the organism in Eukaryota, Metazoa, Chordata, Amphibia, Anura, Ranidae. The record is from the annotation of a GenBank genome assembly.